This is a messenger RNA of Lemur catta (Ring-tailed lemur), 1671 nucleotides long. It is a transcript of the gene CABCOCO1, whose product is annotated as ciliary associated calcium binding coiled-coil 1. The record is from RefSeq and is a predicted model, not a curated record. Bases 44 to 922 code for a protein of 292 amino acids. NCBI's taxonomy places the organism in Eukaryota, Metazoa, Chordata, Mammalia, Primates, Lemuridae. The transcript has 8 exons.
GCCUAGGCGACCACGGGCCGCGUCUCCCGGCAAGAUCACAGCGAUGUCGCAGGCCACGACUCCCGGGGGGACGACCCCUGCAGGAAGCACGCCCGAGUCGGAGGGAAAUGCUGAAUUGCAGAUUCUGUCUCCAGAUUUUCUUUCAGUUGCCCAAAUCACUGCUUUGUUAACAGAAGAUGUAGAUGGAGUUCAAGAGAAACUGGGAACAUUUUUGAAUUUCAAGAAUCUUCAAACUUGUUUAAAGGAUGCCAUUCUACUAGAUUAUUAUGUAUCUGGAUUUUUGUGGGCUAGAGGAAUGGAAUUUUCUAUCAUUCAGUAUUCAAAAUUUAUGACUUUACUAAAUAUGUUACUUCAUAAUCUUAAAACACUACACAUGUCCUUAGAGGACAGCAUAAAAUGGCUUGGGGAGGUUAUGGCUGAAAUUGGACCAAGUCAUUCACAAAAAUAUGAGGAAUGUAAUGUCUUUGAUAUAAAACAAGCAAAUGCUAUAAUCGAUUACUUAAAAAUCAGCUUAUUUCAACACUACAAGCUGUAUGAGUUUAUGUUCUUCUCUGCCAGGGAAGAAAUCGUGAUAGGAACUGAGCAAGUGAUAGAGGUGGUUAGGCCUGCAGGUUCCCCUUUCCUGGAUCCUCUGGAAGAAGGAAUCUCAUUUGAUAUUUACUCAACAUUCAUAGAGCCACCCCCAACACUGGAUACAGAGAUGAAGAGGUUGGAUCAAGAACAACGACCUGAGGAGUCCCAGCCAGAAACUGAUACUUCAGACAUGGAUCCUUUAGUUGGUUUCACCAUUGAAGAUGUAAAGUCAGUGCUGGGUCAAGUCACAGAAGGCAUUCUAAUGGGUGUUCAGACCGAGAUAAACGAAAAGCUGCAAAUACAGGAAGAGGCCUUUAAUGCACGAAUAGAAAAACUGAAAAAGGCCUGAAGACUCAGUACAAGGAGAGUGAUGCUAAACUUCACAGAAACAAACAAAACCGGCCGGAAUAAUAGACUCUCCAGAGCAUCAUAUCUCCUUCCUUUAGUUGUGAAAGGAAAACCAAGCCCCACUUUUUAUUAUCCUAAGUAAUUAGGAAAGUAUUGGCCCCAAUUUUGCUAUCUCCUGUCCCACAAUAGCCUCUGAAUUUAUUGCACCGAGUGUAAUAAGAACAUUCUGUAUAUAAGAGUUUGGAGAAUUAUAUAUAAAAAUACAAUUACUUUUACAGUAGUCCGUUGACGUUUUGACUAAUAAAUGCUAUUCAUCUUCAAGGAGAAUGAAGCCAACUUUUUAAAUAGCCAGAAAUAAGGAAAAAUAAUAAUAAUUUUAUCCAUAUUAACCCAAAUGAACUGCCACAUUACUGGAGCCCUGUGAAAAGAUACCAGUACCACACUGCUGAGGAUAACACUUGCUAAACAAUAGCAAUUCAAACGCAUAUACUAGGUGGUUUUUUUUUUUAACUUAAAUCAUUUGGUUUUCUUGUUUAAAUGUUUCAGUGUGAAACCAAUUUUCUGAAAUUAUAUAAUGCAAUUUGAAGCACUUUAAUUUAUUCUGUACUGUAUUUGUUAUUUCUAAUCUUGUUACUCUCCCAGGAGAAUACAUGACCUAUAUAAAAAGAAGCAAUAUAUAAAUGGUUAUUAAAGAUCAGCCUAUAUAUAGAUUGUAAAAAUCUUAAAUACAAAUCAAACUCACAGAGCUCC